UGUCAGGGUCAUGUAAAAUCCUCGACAUCACUAUGCUGUAUAAUCGGGAAGGAGUUCGGGCAAAUUUAUGGGGAAAGAAGACGUGGAUUUGGCGGAGUUUUGCUGGGCAAUGCAGGAUUAUACAAAGUUGUAUAA
Molecule: messenger RNA, 135 nt
Organism: Acaulospora morrowiae
Lineage: Eukaryota; Fungi; Glomeromycota; Glomeromycetes; Diversisporales; Acaulosporaceae
Source: the annotation of a GenBank genome assembly